This is a messenger RNA of Annulohypoxylon truncatum, 1411 nucleotides long. RefSeq lists its product as uncharacterized. The coding region runs from base 473 to 1252 and encodes 259 amino acids. The transcript has 2 exons. The record is from RefSeq and is a predicted model, not a curated record. NCBI's taxonomy places the organism in Eukaryota, Fungi, Ascomycota, Sordariomycetes, Xylariales, Hypoxylaceae.
UCACCGAAUUUCUCCCAAUUAAAAUACUGUCGUGCGCAGCCCAAGACUUUUACAUAUUAAUAAAGUCAUCUCCUGUCGCCUGCCACCACCGCGUACCUGACAGGCUUGGGUCAACUUGAAUCGAUCGCCAAGAACUUAGGGGACCGCCUAAACCUUCCAACCCAUCCUGCAUCCCACACAAUCCCUACGACGAUUCUGCCGAUUUCAUCACUACUACAAUAUUAACGUCUCGUUCAGUUUCAACCGUUACAGAAUUGGUUUGAACGCCGAGAGAUAUCCAUUAUCAUCCUUGAACGUUGUCGCCGCUUACGUUUGGGGUCGUCUUUCUCGGAAUACUUGUUCUCGUCUAAAUCCUACAUAUUCCUUCCGAUCCCUCACAUUGGCGCCGUUUCGGUUUUCGAGGUGCAUAUUACGCAAAUAAUUCACAAUUUAUUUUUCAACCAAGCAACAAAUCAGCAAUCAAAAAUCCGCCAUGAAGAACUUAACAACCAUCUUAUGCGUCCUCUCGGUCGCGCCCUUGGGUCUUGCAGCUCCUGUCGUCACGCACGAUAAAACUCCGAGCCAAUUCAACGAUGCAUCUUCCCAUGUGCAACAAGCAACACGGCCAACAGAACUGCACCAAACCAAGUCCUUCUUAUUCCCUUUCUUCACGCCGUCUCGAGUACCAGCAGAGAAGCGUCCAAAGUUUGUUGUCACAGAAGAUGGCCGACGUAUGCAACUACCGGACCAUCUUGCAGGUGCCAAAUCUUGGGAGACUCCUAAUGUCCUUCACUUUCUGUCCUCAUUGGCUCGUCCGAAGAAGCUAUCGCCAUUCCCCGACUCUAGCAUCAUGAGAGAGGAGACACGCGCGAACAACGCUGAGAUCGAACCGCAACUAACCAUUGUGGAGUUGGAGACUAAGGCAGAGCGCGAAUCGUGGACAUAUCUACCUUACGUCACCGAAGACAAUGUACUGCGCUUCAAGUGUGUGCACAAGGUCGCGGAUAAGGGCGUCCUCCUUCCCUUGAUUGCAUUUUCCGUACUCAUCGUUAUUAUCACUUUCGUCAUUUUAAUGAGCCUGCUUCGACACUUGUAUCGCUCUGUUUGUUCCGCCAAGCAUGGGGCAAUUCACCUAGAUGACGAAGAGAACGCGACGCCCAGCAGCUCGCUUAAAGUUGCCUGCCCACCCCAGGAGCCUCAAACUCUCAAACUUGAUUUGAAGGCGGAUUCCUCAAUUGACGGCACUAUGGACGAGAAAAGUUAUGAGUUGUGACGAUCCGGGGGUUUCUUUUCCAUUAUGAUACCAAAAUCGGUCUUGGCGUUUGGGAUCCGAGCUGGCAUCGCUCGUGGGCAAGCAUUGAAAUUUCGUUUCACCAGAAAAACAGAGCAACGGUAUCGUUGGGACUAUGCAACGUCGAUUGAUUCACGCUAG